Vicia villosa (hairy vetch) is the source of this 1142-nucleotide messenger RNA. RefSeq names its product soluble inorganic pyrophosphatase 4. Gene Ontology annotation, molecular function: magnesium ion binding; inorganic diphosphate phosphatase activity. The record is from RefSeq and is a predicted model, not a curated record. NCBI's taxonomy places the organism in Eukaryota, Viridiplantae, Streptophyta, Magnoliopsida, Fabales, Fabaceae. The coding region runs from base 210 to 926 and encodes 238 amino acids. The transcript has 10 exons. Gene Ontology annotation, cellular component: cytoplasm. Gene Ontology annotation, biological process: phosphate-containing compound metabolic process.
AUAUUUUCCUUAAACAGAAAACAGAGCGGGAAGAGAACGCGUCGCGUACACCUCACAUCUUCCCAUUUCCUUUCUCUACUUAAGCAUCCUCUUUCCUUCUCCAUUGCACACUCAACAAGCAACCAUUUCAUUCUCUUCUCCUCGAGAUCUGUGCUUCUUCUUCAUCCUUCUCUUCCUUCUUCUCUAAGUGUCGGCGUUUUGUUUACCAAAUGGAUUCUGAAUCGGAAACUUUCCAACUGGCUGAAGAAAUGGCUCCACCAAUUGAGACUCCAAACAAGGUUCAUAGCGCAACUUAUACCUCACCUCCACCUCUUAAUGAGAGGAUCCUUUCAUCCUUGACUAGGAGAUCUGUUGCUGCACACCCUUGGCAUGAUCUUGAAAUAGGCCCUGAAGCUCCCAAGAUCUUCAACUGUGUAAGCAUGCUGGACACCAACUUACAAGUGGUUGAAAUUGGGAAAGGGAACAAGGUGAAGUAUGAACUUGACAAAAAAACUGGACUCAUUAAGGUUGACCGUGUGCUUUACUCAUCAGUUGUGUAUCCUCACAACUAUGGGUUUGUCCCCCGUACUAUUUGUGAGGAUGGUGAUCCCAUUGAUGUCUUGGUCAUUAUGCAGGAGCCAGUUCUUCCAGGUUGCUUUCUUCGGGCCAAAGCUAUUGGACUCAUGCCUAUGAUUGAUCAGGGUGAGAAAGAUGACAAGAUAAUUGCUGUCUGUGCUGAUGAUCCCGAGUAUAGACAUUUCGAAGAUAUCAAGGAGCUCCCUCCUCAUCGUUUAGCUGAAAUCCGUCGUUUUUUUGAAGAUUACAAGAAGAACGAGAACAAGGAAGUUGCAGUAAACGACUUUCUUCCAGCCUCAGCUGCCUAUGAAGCGAUUGAGCAUUCCAUGACCUUGUAUGCUGACUAUGUUGUAGAGAGCUUGAGGCGGUAGCUUUGAUGCAUAUGGGAUUUUGUUUGGUGGUGAAAAUAUAUUUUGAAGGUUCUGCCAUGAUGACUGAAAAAGAUAUUUUGUAUUGUAUUACUGUCAUAUUCCUAUAGCAUGUACAUUUGUCUCACAAAGGACAAGUGACUACUACACAUGCAUAUCCUACACAUAUAUUUUGCUUGACUUUUAUUUUUAAAUGAUAUAUUCGUUUAUUAAUAUUCA